This is a messenger RNA of Patella vulgata (common limpet), 1410 nucleotides long. RefSeq names its product actin depolymerising venom protein gelsolin 1. The coding region runs from base 37 to 1410 and encodes 457 amino acids. The record is from RefSeq and is a predicted model, not a curated record. Lineage: Eukaryota; Metazoa; Mollusca; Gastropoda; Patellidae. Gene Ontology annotation, biological process: actin polymerization or depolymerization; actin filament severing; barbed-end actin filament capping. Gene Ontology annotation, molecular function: actin filament binding; phosphatidylinositol-4,5-bisphosphate binding. The transcript is spliced from 14 exons. Gene Ontology annotation, cellular component: cytoplasm; actin cytoskeleton.
AUUAAAUAAGUUCCUCAUUUGAGCCAAAUCGACAAAAUGGCGUCAGACCCAGCUUUUGAUAACGCUGGCCAAAUUGAAGGAUUAGAAAUAUGGCGAAUUGAGAAAUUAAAGGUGGUUGCUCAAGAUAAAAGUUCUUAUGGUACCUUUUAUUCUGGGGAUUCUUAUAUAUGUCUAUACACGAAGAAGUUACCGAAUAGUAAUAAAUUACAGUGGAAUUUACAUUUCUGGUUAGGAAAAGACACGUCACAGGAUGAACAGGGGGUUGCUGCCUAUAAAACCGUGGAGUUGGAUGAUUAUCUGGGAGGAGGACCAGUUCAGUAUCGAGAGGUUCAGGAUCACGAGAGUAAAUUAUUUUUAUCUUACUUCAAAAAGGGAAUCAAAUAUUUAGAUGGAGGAGUUGAAUCUGGUUUUACCAAGGUAGAACGAGGUGUUUAUGAAAAAAGGUUAAUGCAAGUUAAAGGAAAACGUAAUGUCCGGGUUAGACAGGUGAAAUGUGAUGUUAGCUCAUUAAAUCAAGGUGAUGUGUUUAUAUUGGAUUCUGGUUUAACCAUUUUUAUCUGGGUUGGACCUAAAAGUACUAAAAGGGAAAAACUAAAGGCAGCUGAAGUGGCAAAGAUAAUCAAAGAUGAAGAACGCGGCGGUAAAGCCCAGGUGCUAUUUGUAGAAGAAAAAUGGGACCGUGAUACUAAAUUUUUCAAAGCUCUGGGAUCGGAAGGGCAGAUAAGCGAUGAGGAUACUGGUGGAGACGAUCAUGAAUUUGAACGAACGGAACAGAAUACCGUUAAACUUUACAGGGUAUCUGAUGCAUCAGGAAGUCUGGAAAUGGAAGAAGUUGGAAGCAAACCUUUAAACAGAGAAGAUCUGGAUUCUAACGACUGUUUCAUUCUGGAUUCAGGACCAAGUGGUAUCUACAUCUGGGUCGGUAAGGAAUGUACCAAAAACGAAAAGAAAUCAGCUUGGCAAAAUGCAACUGAAUUUUUAAAGAAAAAAAGUUAUCCACAAUGGACACAAAUAAGUCAAUUGGUAGAAGGUGCCGAAACGCCAUUAUUUAAACAAUAUUUUUCGUCGUGGAACAAUGCUAAUAUCCAGGUUGAUUUUGGGAUAGCUCCAAGACAAGGAUCAGUAGCUGAAUAUAGUGAUGAGAAAUUUGAUGUAACUAAUUUACAUUCCAUGCAGUCGCAAAAAUCUGACGCUUUAUUACCUGACGACGGUUCAGGUGAAACCAAGAUAUAUAGAGUAGAAGAUCGUGAUCUAGUUUUAUUACCAGGAGAGAUGCAUGGUGUAUUUUAUACUGGUGAUUGUUAUAUUCUGUUAUACACCUAUAAACAAGGCAAUAGAGAUAGUUAUAUUAUAUACUACUGGCAGGUUGGUACAAUAGAUAUAUUAUAUACUACUGGCAGGUUGGUAUAA